GCUUGGCUAGCCAACUUGGAUCAGCUCCUAGAUUUUAGGAGAAGUACCAUCGCCAAGUUUGAAUUUGCUAGACCUUUAGGCAUUGCUGGCAAGAAGACAGCAUUCUACUCUUGGAGCAUAAAAUGGAUACAGAAGUCAUGGGCUCAGGUAAACUGGGCCAGAUACUGAAGCAGAUUUGGAGACAAAGUCUGAUGCUGAAGCAGGCGCUCCUGGGCAAUGACCACUGUGAAGGGGCUGGUGAGGCCACUCGUAUAGCCACAGUAGUCUUUCUGGGUCAAGAGCUUAGUAGGGCCCUUCACCAACUCAUGGAGCACACAGCUGAGACUCUGCACUCUACCUGCCAGCAGCUGUACGUCCUGCUUGAGAAGGAGAAUCAGUGCAUCUGGAGACAAGAAAUCAUUAUUUUCAUAGACUGUCUCAUGAAAAUAAAUGAAUAUUUGGGGAGCACUGCUACACUUCUAAAGAAAGAAGAAAAAGAGAUGAGUAACUUAUGCAGCAAGCAUGAUGAAUGUACUCCACUGCAAACAAUGUCCACCAUUCAAAAUAUCAAAGCAACAGACAUUGCUGCAAGACGGGAACAAAAUGUCAUAGAAACAGCAACUGUUUCUCCUACAAAUGGAGAGGAAAGUCAUUACAUAAACCAGGUCCAGUUAAAAAAAAAUAAACCACAUACAAGUUCAGAAUUAGUGGCAAAAGCAAACAAUACAUCAUUGAAUGGAGAUAUAACAGGGCGAGAGGAGUCACAGAACGAAAUGUUCCUAGAUAAUGCAGAAAACGAAGAUGAUAAACAAAAAGAACACAUGACUAUUGAGAACAUAAAUGGAAACAGGGAAGAGAUGCAUGACAUAAUCCAGACAACAGAAAGAGAAAUUCAAGAGACCUCAGAAAGCCAAAGAGAAGAGAUUACUACAUCCUCAAUAACAUGUGAUAUCUCCAAUAAACAUACGAAUAGUCUUCCCAGUGACUCAGAGAGCUUAAAGCAAAACAAUAACAUAAUGGAAAAGGAGUAUCUUGAUGUGCAGAAUGAUGAUAGUAGCCCCCAAGUGUCUUGCUACAUUACAGCACCAUCAUGGAUUCUACAACAUCUAGAAUGCCGAAUAGUUAAUAGCAUGAGUUCUUUAGUAGUGAGCGGUAAUGAAGAGUUGGUCAGUAAUGUCAUCAUCGUUGAGUGCUCAGCUAUGGAAAAGAGAAUUCCAUUUCCAAUAUGCAUUGCCAUUCCAUUUACUGCACAUUACAGGGGAAAUUACAGGGACAUUCUGGUGAAAGUGUCUGAUGUAAACCUUCAAUCAAGUUACCUAAUCCCAAAUUCACUGGAAGGAAUGAGAGGAAGUUACAAGGGUACCUGUGCUGAAGUGAAAGUUUACAAGUUGGGCAUCUUAUCUGUUGUUUCUUGUUUAAAGAAAGAGUCCUUCAUAGUAACAAAGAAAGGCCUUUCUCUUAAGCCAAGCAUGGAUUCCCGACUGUCCUUAAAUUACCCUCCAGGAGUUUUCAGCUCGCCAGUGCUUGUACAAUUAAAGGUUCAACCAGUUGACCCAUCUCUGGUGGCAUAUUUAAAAACACAGCAAGAUACUUCCUACUUGGUACUAUCUACAAGCCCUCUGAUUCAUGUUCUGCACCCAUCAACUCAUACUUUCCAGAAGCCAGUCACUAUAUUCCUACCUUGUUCUCCACACCCUGAUAAAAAGAAUCUUGGGUCUGAAAUAGAUCAUAAAAGAGCAGAUAGUGCCCCAACAAACAGGAUCAUACCUUUUAACCUCAACAGGACCAAAAGUGCUUCAAUACGAAAACCUGGGAACAAUGCCUGUGACUCUUUGAAGUUACUGGGAUUCAGAAGCCGAGACAGUGAUUGGUUCGGGCUUGAUGAUGUUGUGGUGAGAACCGUGCAGAGUGGCUUGAUAUCAUUUGAAUUGUGUGAACAUUUAGAGAGGCUCAUCGUGCUUCGGCUCUCCUCUGCUGUGGACAACAGCCACUUGGUGUCUUUUGUGAAGUCUCUAGAGGAAGCCAUGCUCAGCACCACUGCCUGCAUUGUGCUGUAUCACCACAAAGACAAUCCACACAGAAUAGUUCUUUUGGUGGUGCCUUCGAAAGACUUAAACCAUGUGCUUAGGAACUUGCGUCUGGAAGCAUUCAGUGGUCCUCCAGAGCCAUCACGCCAUUUCCAAGUAAAAGAAGGAGAACAACUUCUUUUAAGAUUUGCUGGAAACAUAUUUGCUUCAAGCAAUGAGAAGGAUUACGGAAAAGACCACAAGCUUAUUUUUCAUUUACAAAGAAAACCAAGGCUGGAACUGCAAAUCAAAGAGGUGGAUGAAUUUGGAAACUAUAGCUGCCCUCAUUAUAAGGGGACCAUUGCUGUUUAUAAAAUACCUAAAGAAAAGAUAGUCCACAACUUGGAUCAACCAUUUACACUUGAUGGAAACCAUAACCAGUUGCCAAUUUGCAAAUUACCAUUGAAAUUGCCAAAGCGUGAAAAAUUAAUCAAUCAUCCACAGAGUACCAAAAGAAUCUCUACAGAUCCUCUAGAAGCCCGGUGGGACAACCUGCUCUGCUGGCUGGCGGAGGAGCUCUCAGAAGAAAACGCUGUGCGCCUCUCCUCAUCCCUCCCUGUUCGCCGCGGCACCAUUCAGCUCAUCAGACUGCAGAACCCCAAUGACCUCCCAGAACAGAUCCACAAACUGCUUUGCUUCUGGAAAAAAUCGCUCCCACAUUCCACCGAUAAACUUCGCCUUCUGGCUCGUCACCUCCGCAAGAUCGGCAGGAGUGAUCUCUCAGAAGAGCUCAAGUUCAAGUGGGAUAAAAAAGUGUUCACCGCACCCCAGCAGCAGUUUGAAGUAGCAGAGUAAAGCUGGUUUCUUCUUUCCUUUGUCCUAGAAGAGGAUCGUUGUUGGUUGCAGGAUUGUUUGUCAACAUUUUACUAGCAGUUUCCAAGUAAUGCUAUUUGAAGUGAAUAUUUUGAUAGAUGUGCUACUGAGACAAGUGGAGAAGCACUAACCAGACAGUAAGAAGCGUUCCUCCGUUUGGUCUGAGUGCUCCUUCAUGGCUCAGAGGCGAAGGUUCUGCAAGCAUGCUCUUCCUGAGUUCAGCGAAACGUAGUAGCAUUUAUAAUUGUUUGCCCUGUUUACCUUUUAAUUGCUGAGGUUGCUUUCCAAGUGUAAAGGAAAGAUAUGAUUCACUGAAUCCCCCUUUCUAUUGUUGUCUACGUAAAAAUAACCUAGUUGUGCAAUGCAGGACUCCAAGCAAAAAUUUCACAUUAUACACAUGCCAUGGGCCCCACAGGUAGCAAUACAAAAUAAAUUGGGCUGCAGAGACCUGAGUUCAGAACAGCACUCACUUCAAGAAAACAGACAAGCUUGAAAUAAAUUAAAAAUAGAAUAACACUUUAGCCAUUGAGUGCCACAAACUUUUAUUAAAAGUGUGUCUUGGAAUAAGUAAAACCUCAUAUUUUAUCAUUAGUAAAAUAAAGCAGUACAGAGAAAAUGAAGUAUCAUGUGAAAAAAUUCAGGGCAUUUUCACCUACUUUGGAGAACAACCUGCUUGUAAAUCGGUUUGACAGAAGCCUUAUUACAUAUGCCCUAUGUACUCAUCAUUUAAAAAAACACAAAACAAAAAGAAAAAAUAAUAACUACCAAAGUCCCUCUAUCAUUGAUCAUCCCUAUUAAUGUCCAAUAUAUAAGCUUUGAGGCUUUGGAAAUCUUAAAGCAACCCUGAAACAGUGGGAUAUGAUUGGGGCAUUACAUUAAUAUUACCAGUUCAUUGGUGCAAAACCAUCAGGGCCUUUGAUUGCAAACAUCAGUAGUGAUUAGUUUUGAUAACUGAGAACCUGAAAAUUAAUGAAAUCACAUGAAAAAUUAAACAUUUAUAUGGUUCUGAAAUUUAAAGACACAAUUUCCUUCUAGAGUUUAACCAAGAACCUAUGUAUCUUUGGUUAUAUAUUGAAAGAGAGAACUCUAGUGUUCAAAUAUUUUCCUAUUAAGAAACAUUUUGUUAGUCAAGAUUUGUAUUAUUUUUCCAAGAAGGUCCAAUAUUUUUCAUGUGUUCUUGAAUAUAGAAAACAGACUGAAAUGGUCAUUGUUUUUCUUACUACAAAUAACAAACACGUAAAGAAAAUAAAGUUCACCUAUUAUUCCAACACUGAAGAUCACUAUUACAAACAUUUUGGCAUAUUUUCUUCUAGUUUUCCUGGGAGGAAAUGUUUCUAUUUCUUUGUGUAUAGAUGUAUGUAAACAUACUAUGUGCCCAUAUGCACACACAAAUAUAUAAAUCCCUGCACAUACAUUGCUUCACUCACUUAUCUCCUUGCGCCCACUCUCCAUGGCUUCCCACUCAUGCAGACACACACAUCCUCUCCCACACACCUCUCCAAAUACACCUUGAAUACCUGUCCCUUACACAGUCUUACAUCCACUUGUACAUCCUCAUGUGCAUGCAUAUACUGUCACAAAUACACAUCUUCCCACCUCACUCUACCUUGCUCAGUCUUUCACACACACACACACUCAUUCAUGUACUUUUCAUACAUACCCUCACAGGAACACAUCUCUUCAUACACCAUCUGCCACACUUUUUCCCACAAUUAAAAAUAAAUUGUAUAUAUCAUUGCAACUGUAAAACAAUAUUGAGGUAUAUGAAGAAAAAAGUGGAUUGCCUUUUGGAUGCGGCCUCUCCCUUGGGUAAUCAAAGCAAUCAGUCCAAUGUGUGACGUGUGCCUGGUGUGUUUAGCAUGCCACACACCCCCUGCAUGCUGGUGGGCUGACCUGUAUGGAGCACGCAUUGAUGCCUCUGGCUUUGUGUUGGGUUUGGGGAAUGGGGAGCCUCAGCAGGAGCCUGGGAGUAGGGAGGAGAGUGAUUAGACGUUUCCACCCUUGAAUUCACCUGGACAGGCUCUGCCCCUCUCCCAAAGGCCACUGCUCCUCUCCUUUCAAGGUGACUAUCUCCUGGAUUUGGGGAACUGCACCUCCUCAUGUCUUUUGAGGUCCAGGGGAAGUACCAGCUCUAUUGUUGCCCUAACCUCAUGGUUUCCCUAUACCCUGCCUAUCCUUUUAAGAUAAAACCUCCUUUAAUUAUUCUAAUGUGAGUGUAUCAUAUGUUUUGUAUUGAGACCCUGACUGAUGCUUCUUAUGGCAACUUAAACAUAUAUUUUCUCAGCAUGGGGGUCAUAUAUUAUGCAUAUAGUUAUAAAUAUUUUAUUGUCUUUUAUUAAAUUAAGAACAUUUCCAACAUCUUUAAAUAUUUGAAUAGCUGUAUAAUAUCCCAUUUAAUGGUUGUACCAUAAUUUUAGUACUACCUAUUUUUGAAAAAUGUUUAAAUGGAAUGAUGCAGUAUAUAUUCUUCUAUUCAAUUUAUGUUGUUGGAAUCAUCCAUGUUGUUGGUGUGGCAAUAGUUCAUUCCUUCUUAUUAAUGUAUAAUAUUCCAUUAUAUACAUAUACUACACAUUACUUAUCUAUUUCACUGUAGAUAGGCACUUCAGUAGAUUCCAGUUUAGAGCUCUCAUGAAGAGUAUUUUCUGAACACUUUGUACAUACUUUUUAGUGAACAUAUAAUUGAUUUCUUCUGGGUACAUACAUAAAAAUAUGAUAACUGGUUACUGUAAUUAAGUUAAACUUUCCCUUUUUACUGUAUAUUCAGGUGACCUCCUUCUUUCCAUAAAAAUAAUACUGUGGUGGUGAUUUUUCUAGUAUGUGAAUAAUUAUUUCAUUAGGAUAAAUCUUUAUAAAUUUUUACCAAAAUUGUCACUUUAUAUUCUAAUCAUCAGGCAAUGAACAUUCUUAGGAAAACAAUGUUUUUAAGUAUAUGUGAAAAUGAAUUAACUUGAGGCAUAUAACAUGAAAUUCUACAUCCUAGUUACAGUAAGCCUAGAUUGUCUUCAAUUGCUCUGUUGAGUAAAAAUAAAAGAUACUGGUUAAAGAUUUUUGUAGCAUUCUCUCUAAUAAAGAAUAUAUUCCAUUGACAUUCCUAUUUUAAAACCAUUAGGAGAAAUAAUGCAGCAGACAUGUGAACAGAUUCCAGGAUGUCAGAGGUCCUGUGAUAUCAAAAUAUAUCCAAAUUCCAAAGAAAGGGAUGCUAAAUUCAUUUACUCAAUGGAUAUAUACUGAAUACAAACUGGAUCAGGCAAUCUGUUCAAUGCCAAGAGCACAAAAAUGAGUCAGUGACAGUCCUUUGGUAUUAUGAUUUCUGUUUAAAGAAAGAGUGAAUGAAUGAGAUCAACAUAUUGUUUAUUGCCUAUAAUGAUCUGAGCUCUUUCAACUUAGAUCUUUAUUAGGCAUUCACUUAUUUAAUCCUCCUGGCUGCCCUGUGGGGUAGGUAUGUUAGGUAGGAAGAUAGAUGUGAGCAGCAGGGGAAGGGGAAGAUAAGUUUCAAGGAAAAACUGGCCAAAGUCUGUCUAGGUAGGGGGUCCCACGUGAAGACAACAAAGUCUUUGCAGGAAAAUAACUUCUUUGCCCAUCGGGACCAGACCAAACUGCUCCCAACCUGAUCCCAAUGUGGGCACGACCGAACAAAACAAGGACUGCCCAAACCACGCCUCAUCAUAGGGAAGGACAUGCGCACUGAGAAAGAUGGUUAUACAGGAGGACAUGUCAAUCACAUAACCCCACCUUGUCAAUCAAAGAGGCGCCUCCUAGCCAGAAUGUAAUAUAUAGCAUCCCGCCCAAUGGAUUUAGGACUUUGUGUACCUUGACUCUGGCCUGCUCUUCUCUUGGAGUGUAUUCAAAUAAAACUCCCUCUGCUUCA
Messenger RNA from Manis pentadactyla (Chinese pangolin), 6726 nucleotides. RefSeq names its product death domain containing 1 (gene DTHD1). The transcript has 10 exons. The record is from RefSeq and is a predicted model, not a curated record. Lineage: Eukaryota; Metazoa; Chordata; Mammalia; Pholidota; Manidae. The coding region runs from base 123 to 2840 and encodes 905 amino acids. Gene Ontology annotation, biological process: signal transduction. Gene Ontology annotation, molecular function: protein binding.